Molecule: messenger RNA, 4964 nt
Organism: Neofelis nebulosa (Clouded leopard)
Lineage: Eukaryota; Metazoa; Chordata; Mammalia; Carnivora; Felidae
Gene: RAI14
Product: retinoic acid induced 14
Exons: 18
Coding region: 157-3099 (980 amino acids)
Molecular function (GO): actin binding
Source: RefSeq, a predicted model, not a curated record
GCGCAGGAAGCCGAGCAGGAAGCGAGCCCGGCGGCCGCGUUUUCCUGGGGAAGCGGCGGGCCGAGUGGCGCAGCCAGCGCGGCCCGGGAGCUGCCGCCGCCGCCUGGAUGGGGUGUUGAAAAUCUCUAGAGCUUUGGAAAGCUGAAUGGACUAAACAUGAAGAGCUUGAAAGCCAAGUUCAGGAAGAGCGACACCAACGAGUGGAACAAGAAUGAUGACCGACUGCUACAGGCCGUGGAGAAUGGAGACGCGGAGAAGGUGGCCUCCCUACUGGGCAAGAAGGGAGCCAGUGCCACCAAGCAGGACAGCGAGGGCAAGACCGCCUUUCAUCUUGCUGCUACAAAAGGGCAUGUGGAAUGCCUCAGGGUCAUGGUUACACAUGGCGUGGAUGUGACUGCCCAAGAUACUGCCGGACACAGUGCCUUGCACCUCGCAGCCAAGAACAGCCACCACGAAUGCAUCAGGAAGCUCCUUCAGUCAAAAUGCCCAGCCGGAAGUGUGGACAGCUCUGGGAAAACAGCUUUACAUUAUGCAGCGGCACAGGGCUGCCUUCAAGCUGUGCAGGCUCUUUGCGAGCACAAAAGCCCCAUAAACCUCAAGGAUUUGGAUGGGAAUAUACCACUGCUUCUUGCAGUACAAAGUGGCCACAGUGAGGUCUGUCACUUUCUCCUGGAUCAUGGAGCAGACGUAAAUUCCAGGGACAAAAAUGGAAGAACUGCUCUCAUGCUAGCCUGUGAGAUCAGCAGCUCUAAUAUUGUGGAAGCCUUAAUUAAAAAGGGUGCAGACCUAAACCUUGUAGAUUCUCUUGGACACAAUGCCUUACAUUAUUCCAAACUCUCAGAAAAUGCAGGAAUUCAAAGCCUUCUAUUAUCAAAAAUCUCUCAGGAUUCUGAUUCAAAGACACCAACAAAACCAAAGCAGCAUGAUCAAGUCUCUAAAAUAAGCUCAGAAAGAAGUGGAACUCCAAAAAAACGCAAAGCUCCACCACCUCCUAUCAGUCCUACCCAGUUGAGUGAUGUGUCUUCCCCAAGAUCAAUAACUUCAACGCCACUUUCGGGAAAGGAAUCCGUGUUCUUUGCUGAACCACCCUUCAAGGCUGAGAUCAGUUCUAUACGGGAAAACAAAGACAGACUAAGUGACAGCACGACAGGUGCUGAUAGCUUAUUGGAUAUAAGUUCUGAAGCUGACCAACAAGAUCUUCUUGUCCUGUUGCAAGCAAAAGUUGCUUCUCUUACCUUACACAAUAAAGAAUUACAAGAUAAAUUACAGGCCAAAUCACCCAAGGAGGCAGAUGCAGACCUGAGCUUUGACUCCUACCAUUCCACUCGAACUGACUCGGCCCCACCCCUGGGCAGACCUAGUGAAACCCCUCCCCUAGACUCCAAGUCAUCUCCAUCCGUCUUAACACAUUCCUUGAGUAAAUCCACUCUCGACAGUGACGGGCAAAUUCAGCAACUGCAAGAGAUUCUGCAGGACUUGCAGAAGAGACUAGAGAGCUCUGAAGCAGAGAAGCAGCAGCUGCAGGCUGAGCUCCAGUCCAGGAGGGCCGAAUUGGUGUGCGUGAACAGUGCAGAGAUUUCAGAGAAUGGCUCCGACCUCAGCCAGAAACUGAAAGAAACUCAGAGCAAGUACGAGGAGGCCAUGAAAGAAGUCCUUAACGUGCAGAAGCAGAUGAAACUGGGCCUUGUCUCGCCCGAAAGCGUGGACAGUUAUUCACAUCUCCGUGAGUUACGGAUCACUGAGGAGGAAGUAGAUGUGCUCAAGCAGGAUCUCCAGAACGCAUUAGCCGAAAGUGAAAGAAAUAAGGAGAAAGUGAGAGAGUUAGAAGAAAAACUCGUAGAGAAGGAGAAAGAUUUGGGUAUUAAGUCUCCUGGGGAAGAGUACGAGGAGAUGAAAAGUUCAUAUUGCUCUGUGAUUGAGAAUAUGAAUAAGGAGAAAGCUUUUUUGUUUGAGAAAUACCAAGAGGCCCAAGAAGAAAUCAUGAAACUAAAAGAUGCCCUAAAGAGUCAGAUGACACCGGAAGCCGGCGAUGAAGCUGGGGAUAUGAAAGAGGCCAUGAACAGGAUGAUAGAUGAGCUCAACAAACAGGUAAGCGAGCUGUCCCAGCUGUACAAAGAAGCCCAGGCCGAGCUGGAGGAUUACAGGAAGAGGAAAUCUCUAGAAGACGUAACAGCCGAAUAUAUCCAUAAAGCGGAGCAUGAGAAACUGAUGCUAGUGACGAACGUGUCCAGAGCUAAGGCAGAAGAGGCAUUGUCCGAAAUGAAGUCUCAGUACUCAAAGGUAUUGAACGAGUUGACGCAGCUCAAACAGCUCGUGGACGCACAGAAAGAGAACUCUGUCUCCAUCACAGAACAUUUGCAGGUGAUAACCACACUGCGGGCUACUGCGAAAGAGAUGGAGGAAAAAAUAAGCAGUCUCAAAGAGCACCUUGCAAGCAAGGAAGGGGAAGUAGCAAAACUGGAGAAACGACUCCUGGAAGAGAAGGCCGCGAUGGCUGACGCCAUGGUGCCCAGGUCUGCCUACGCAAAGCUCCAGUCAUCACUAGAAAGUGAAGUGAGUGUGUUGGCCUCAAAAUUGAAGGAGUCCGUAAAAGAGAAAGAGAAAGCCCAUUUGGAGGUCUCCCAGAUUCGAAGUGAGGUCUCACAAGUGAAAAGGGAAAAGGAAAAUAUUCAGGCUCUCUUAAAAUCCAAAGAACAGGAAGCAAACGAACUUCGGCAACAGUUCCAGCACGCUCAGGAGGAGCUCGCAGAAAUGAAGAGACAGUCGGAGAGCUCUUCCAAACUGGAGGAGGAUAAAGAUAAGAAGAUAAAUGAGAUGUCAAAGGAAGUCACCAAGUUGAAGGAGGCCCUGAACAGCCUCUCACAGCUCUCCUACUCAGCUAGCUCGUCCAAGAGGCAGAGUCAGCAGCUGGAAGGACUGCAGCAGCAGGUCAAGCAGCUACAGAGCCAGCUGGCUGACUGCAAGAAACAACACCAGGAGGUGAUAUCUGUUUACCGAAUGCAUCUUCUGUAUGCUGUGCAGGGCCAGAUGGAUGAAGAUGUCCAGAAAGUACUGAAGCAGAUCCUUACCAUGUGUAAAAACCAGUCCCAGAAGAAGUAGAAUGGAUUCCGUGGCAGGACACUGCCCCCUUGUUGUCCAUCUCUGUGUUAGAUCUGGAGUUGUCGGCAACCACUGCCAUUGUUCUCACUCGUGGUAUGCACCAUGGCCCAGCCUAGCUUUUUCCCUUUCCUAAGGCAGCUUUCUGAGGACUGGGUCCAGGAGAGGGCUGUCCUCCCCAGAGCUGCUUAGAGACUUGAGAGCAGCACAAGUGAAAUGCCCUGGUGUCCCUUCAGAUUCCAGAGCCGGAAUCUGGAACCAGGGGUCUGUUCCUGGUCCUGGUGCUGGUGGGUGGGCACCUGCUGUGGGACCCGACCAGCUGAGGGGCUUUGUCAUCACUGAGCAAUAUGUUGAGACCUCCCCGCUCAGCGAACGUUGCUUUAGUUCCUACACUCAGGCGGUGUUAGUCAGCACCCGAGAGCCCCUUUGCCUUUGGUUUCCAAGCCCAAAACAUGAUUUAACUUCUGACCAAAAUAGUAUGGCACUCGUUAUGUGGUGCAUACUUAAGAGCCUUUAUCAUGACAUCCUGUGGACUUAAAACAUGAAUCCCAUCAUUUUCCCCCCUCUGCCUUAUAUAGCUCAUCACCCUGCUUGUUAGUCUCAGAGUUUGAUGAGUACUCUUAACUAAAAUACGAAGUUGAGAAACAAAAGCAAGUUGUCCUUAGAAAUUCUUUUGAAGCAAAUCGUUGACAUAUUGCAAAUCUUCUAUGCAAACUUGCCUCCUGUUAUCCGUGAAGCUCAGGAAUCCAAACAUUCGUGUUUCAACAAGGGACAGUAAACUGCGUGUUUACAGCCAAAAAAAAAAAAAAAAAAAAAAAAGCCUCAUAGUUCUUAACCUCAGUUUUUUAAAAGUGUUUUUUUCUCUACAAUAUUUUUAUUGGCUCUUAAAGAUGUUUUCAUAGCUAAACCCCUAAAUGAGUGAAAUUUACAUUAGACUCUAUUAACAAAGUAUUUUUAGAUAACCAUGCUUAUGACUUUUUUAAAGCAUAACUUUUUCCUCAGAGUUUGCAUCGAUAGCCAAGGUAGUUAUGUAUUCCCUUUCCAAACUCUACACGAGCUGCCACCGGCCCCCUAGCCUCUCUGCCAUCGUGUCCUCACAACUGUAGCACAUUUCUGAAUAUAGAAAAUCUUCCUUUUACCCACUGAGUAUUUUUGAAUACCCCAGCUCUACCAGUGCCCAUAAAUGAUCUCUUGGAAGGACUGUUAGCCAAUCACUUUUCCACCUUCGAAACCAGAAUCCUAACAUGGUACACAUACAUGAUGGUGCAUAGCAAAGGUCGUGGGGGCAAAUAUUUCUGUUCCCUUGACUUUCAGGUUAAAAACGUUUCAAACUUGCUUGCAGCUUCCUUAUGGCAUUGUUUUUGUUGAGAGAUGUAAGCUGAAUACAGACGUCUCCGAAGUAUAUAACGCAAAGCGUAGGCCUGCUCUGAUGGGGUCCACAGACCGCAGGGUGCCUGGGCGCACAGGGUGAUGGGCUAUAUUGGAGGAUGUGCUCAUCUGUAUUGGAUGAGGACCAACGACCACAAAGCAGAAACGGCUUUCAAGCUUGGUGUUCCUUUUCUUAAGUUGUUUAUACUUCACCAAUUUCGAAAAUGCUCCAAAGAAAUGUGAAAGGACCUUUUGUCACAGCACUUAAGAAAAUGCAAACAACCCCCCCUCCUGCCCCCACGCAGAAAUGCUGCAGAGUAUAAAACUUGAGACAUUUUGUAGGACGCCUGACAAAGUGUAGCCUUUUAUCUUGUUUCAGGAUGCGUAUUUAUUAUAAGUACUCUGGUUAAAUAUUGAAAAGUUAUAUGCUGUAGUUUAGCAUUUUGCCUUUGUAAUUUACAGAAGGUAUUGCAGAAAAUAAACUUUUGUUUCAUUUUGCA